Molecule: messenger RNA, 645 nt
Organism: Seriola dumerili (greater amberjack)
Lineage: Eukaryota; Metazoa; Chordata; Actinopteri; Carangiformes; Carangidae
Product: ras-related protein Rab-1B-like
Exons: 6
Coding region: 1-645 (214 amino acids)
Biological process (GO): protein secretion; regulation of exocytosis
Molecular function (GO): GTPase activity; GTP binding
Source: RefSeq, a predicted model, not a curated record
AUGAAUCCUGAAUAUGACUACCUGUUCAAACUUCUUCUGAUUGGUGACUCUGGAGUGGGAAAGUCAUGUCUGCUGCUACGCUUCGCGGAUGACACCUACACUGAAAGCUACAUCUCCACCAUCGGAGUCGACUUCAAGAUCAGGACCAUCGACAUGGAUGGAAAAACAGUGAAGCUGCAGAUUUGGGACACAGCAGGUCAGGAGAGGUUUCGAACCAUCACCUCCAGCUAUUACAGAGGAGCUCAUGGCAUCAUCAUCGUCUAUGACGUCACCGAGCAGGAGUCCUUUAACAACGUGAAGCAGUGGCUAGAUGAGAUAGAUCGUUAUGCGUGUGAAAACGUCUCCAGGCUGCUGGUGGGAAACAAGUCUGACCUCGUUAGCAAGAAAGUGGUGGACGCUGCCACUGCUCAGGACCUGGCCUCGUCUCUUAAGGUUCCCUUCCUGGAGACGAGCGCUAAGAGCUCUGAUAAUGUGGAGAGGGCUUUCCUCACCAUGGCCUCCGAGAUCCACAAGCGCCUGGCCAGUGAGGGAGGGGGGAUGCAGGGUGAAUCCACAGAGGCCAGGACCCAGAGCACUAAGAUCAACAGCGCCCCUCUGUGGCUGGGAGGGGAGAAACAGACGCAGGAGGCCAGUAACUGCUGCUGA